CCAUCUCUACACUGGUCGACACACGGACGCAGUAACAUAAACAAGGCACAAACUGGGUACAAAUACAUACACACACAUAUAGCUGCAGAGAAAACUGAGAGAGCUAGCUUAUAUAGCCGUCGAUCAUGGCUGGUGUUAGGCAGCAACUCAUCAUCGCCGGCGUCGUGGCCGUGGCCGUGGCGCUGAUGGCGACGGCGGCGGAGGGGUUCAUCUCGAAGAAGACUUGGGCCGCCGUUCGCCGGGCCAACCGCGACGGGCCGUUCGUCGGGCUCGUCGUCCCCAACACCUACGAGAUGGUCCCCGUGCUCAACUCGCCAAGCUUCAAAGCCAGCAAGGGCGUACCUAACAUCGACGUCCAAGGGCGGAGGUUUCGCUUCGGAACGAUCGGCGGCCAAAACGUUGUCAUGGUCAUGACAGGGCUGAGCAUGCUGAACGCGGGGCUGACGACGCAGCUGCUGCUGAGCCUGUUCCGGGUGAAAGGCAUCGUGCACUGGGGCAUCGCGGGCAACGCCAACGAGGAUCUCCAGAUCGGCGACGUGACCAUCCCGGAGUACUGGGCGCACCUCUCCCUCUGGAACUGGCAGCGCGCCGGCCUUGGCAAGGACAACGAGCUCCCCCUCGAGUCCGCCGGCGACUACACCCGUGACCUCGGCUUCCUCAACUUCUCCGACUACACCGUCGGCCAAGCAGCCACAAACCCGGAGCUCUCCGCCAACAAGCUCAACAGCAUCUGGUACCAGCCGGAGGAGAUCUUCCCGGCGUCCGGCGAACCAGAAGAACGGCGGCACGCGUUCUGGGUCCCCGCCAGCGCCCCGUACUACGCGCUGGCCGCGAAGCUGGAAGGGAUGAAGCUGCCCCAGUGCGUGAAGAACAACAACGGGACGACGGACAAGUGCCUGCCGCGGGCGCCGCGGGUGGCGCGCGUGGCCAGGGGCUGCAGCGCCAACGUGUUCCUGGACAACGCCGCGUACCGGCAGUUCAUCCGGGCCAAGUUCGGGUGCACCCCCGUGGAGAUGGAGAGCGCCGCCGUGGCGCUCGUCGCGUACCAGCAAGGGGUGCCGUUCCUGACGAUCCGGUCGCUGUCUGAUCUCGCCGGCGGGGGGUCUGCGCUGGGGAACGAGGCUGGCGAGUUCAUCGGUAUCGCUGCGCAGAAUGCCGUGGAUGUCAUGCUCAGGUUCGUGCCGCUGCUCGGCGAGGAGGAGUCCGGCGGCGUGGCAGAGGACGUGUGACGCGGCCGGGUAAUAAUCCACGCACGUGCGCGAGUCGGGUGCGAGCAUCGUUUCCUUGGCUUGCGUGUCGGACUUGCAUGCCCUUGAUGCAUGGCCCUGUAUCUGUAUGCGCGAUUGGAUGGUGAGCAGAGCGCUCGAUCGAGUUGCAGAGAAAUAAAUCGAAUAAGUAAUUUGGUCGUGAUGUC
Messenger RNA from Brachypodium distachyon (stiff brome), 1414 nucleotides. Its product is annotated as bark storage protein A. The record is from RefSeq and is a predicted model, not a curated record. NCBI's taxonomy places the organism in Eukaryota, Viridiplantae, Streptophyta, Magnoliopsida, Poales, Poaceae. Bases 126 to 1229 code for a protein of 367 amino acids. Gene Ontology annotation, molecular function: catalytic activity. The transcript has 3 exons. Gene Ontology annotation, biological process: nucleoside metabolic process.